CUGGUGUAGGUCUAUAUAUCCGGAACUUCGAGUCCCGAAAUUCCGCUGCAAGGGCCGGCUCCACUCGCUUUGUUUCUUGAUGCUGUUUGUCCCUCGCACGGCGCCGUUGGGUCACCCGGGAAGGCGUGACUAGGGGCGGGAAGUGGGGACGGGCGCGGGGCCGCGGAGCGGUGGCUGCCGCUGUCAUGGACGCCUGGGUCCACUUCAGUGCUCAGAGUCAAGCCCGGGAGCGACUGUGUAGGGCUGCACAGUACGCUUGCUCCCUGCUCGGCCACGCAUUGCAGAGACACGGGGCCAGUCCUGAGCUACAGAAGCAGGUUCGGCAGCUGGAGGGCCACCUGAGCCUUGGGAGGAAGCUCCUGCGCCUGGGGAACUCCGCGGAUGCUCUGGAGUCAGCCAAGAGAGCCGUGCACCUGUCAGAUGUGGUCCUGAGGUUCUGCAUCACUGUUAGUCACCUCAAUCGUGCCCUGUACUUCGCCUGUGACAACGUGCUGUGGGCAGGAAGGUCCGGAUUAGCUCCCCGUGUGGAUCAGGAGAAGUGGGCUCAGCGUUCUUUCAGGUACUAUUUGUUUUCACUCAUCAUGAAUUUGAGCCGUGAUGCUUACGAGAUUCGUCUCCUUAUGGAACAAGAGUCUUCAGCUUAUACCCGGCGACUGAAGGGUUCUGGAGGAAGUGUUCUAGGAGGAACUGAAACUGGGGGGACCAGCAGCCCGGGGACCCUGGGAGGAAGCCUUCCCCAACUGGCUCUGAAGCUUCGGCUCCGAGUCCUGCUGCUGGCUCGGGUCCUUCGAGGUCAUCCCCCACUUCUGCUGGAUGUGAUCAGAAAUGCCUGUGAUCUCUUCAUUCCACUGGACAAACUAGGCCUCUGGCGCUGUGGCCCUGGGAUUGUGGGACUUUGUGGCCUUGUGUCCUCCAUCCUGUCUAUUCUCACCCUUAUCUGUCCCUGGCUACGACUCAAGCCCUAACACUCUGGUACAGGAUAAGGCAGAGACCUGACUCUGGGAGGUGGAAUUUUCCAUCUUCCCCAUAUACCGGCCUUAUUUUAAUUCUCCUGGAUUGGG
Ochotona princeps (American pika) is the source of this 1061-nucleotide messenger RNA. RefSeq names its product peroxisomal biogenesis factor 11 beta (gene PEX11B). The transcript is spliced from 4 exons. Gene Ontology annotation, cellular component: peroxisomal membrane. NCBI's taxonomy places the organism in Eukaryota, Metazoa, Chordata, Mammalia, Lagomorpha, Ochotonidae. The record is from RefSeq and is a predicted model, not a curated record. Gene Ontology annotation, biological process: regulation of peroxisome size; peroxisome fission. Bases 186 to 965 code for a protein of 259 amino acids.